GCGGUCACGGUAUCGUUAUCUCUCUUCAAAGCUUCCCCCUCGUCUUCUUCCGCUUAUCAGCUGGGCCACAUAUAUACUGCGAUUUUUCGCCUUCGAAAUGGUCGGGCCUCACGAUCACGCAGAGCUCACUCAAGAUGUCCAGCUUCUCCAAGCGCUUCGAAGUCAAGGGAAAGAACGCGCUCGAGGGUCAAGCCUCCGCGUGGAUCAACCGCGACAUCGUUCCUCUGCCGCCCUCCCGCCGAACAUGGGGUUCCUGGUCGUUCGUCGGCUACUGGCUGCUGACCGGCUUCAACAUCAGCGGUUGGACGACGGCGUCCAGUCUCCUCGGGAUCGGCCUCAAUGUCUGGCAGGCGAUGGUCUCCGUCAUCAUCGGCAACCUCAUCGUCGCGUGCGCUGUGGUGGGCAACGGCUUCGUCGGGGCUGAAUGGCACGUCGGCUUCCCCGUCUACAACCGCUUCGUAUGGGGUACCUACGGCAGCUUCUUCCCGCUGCUGAUGCGUAUCCUCCUCUCGAUUGUGUGGUACGGAGUGCAGCUUGUGUUCGGAGGAAAGAGCGUCAAGGUGGUGAUCGGUGCUUUGUGGCCCAGCUUCUACAACUUGCGCAACACUCUUCCCGAGAGUGCUGGCAUCGAGCUGAACGACCUCAUUGGCACGCUCAUCUUUGCCUUCAUCUCGCUACCGCUCCUCCUCGUUCCCCCAGAGUUCUUCCGGAAGCCCUUCCUCGUCGGCAGCGUCAUCAUCACGAUCACCACGUUCACCAUGUUCGUAUGGGCGCUCGCAAAAGAGGGCGGCGGCGGCCCCCUCCUCAGCGAACCCAGCCAGCUUAGCGGUGUCGAACCCCUUGGCAGCGGCGCGAAGCUGGGAUGGGCGAUGGCGUACGGCAUUAGCUCUACCAUCGGUGGUAUCUCCGCCGGUAUCCUUAACCAGAGCGAUUACACCCGCUUCGCGUCGUACCCGCGCGCGCAGAUCCUCAGCCAGCUGCUCAUCGUCCCCCUCAGCUCCAUCAUCAUCGCCGUGUUUGGUAUCGUCGUCACGAGCUGUGCCGCAGGCUUCUACCCCGACGAGGGGCUCCUGUGGGCGCCGUACGACCUUUUGCCCGUCAUUCAGACUCACGGCGGCCCUGGAGCGCGCGCCGCGUGCUUCUUCGCGGGAGUCGCGUUCGUCAUUUCGCAGCUCGGUAUCAAUGUCCCUGGCAAUGCCACGUCAGGCGGCAUCGACAUGUCUGGAUUGUUCCCGAAGUACCUCAACAUCCGGAGGGGCUCGUUUAUCACCGCAAUCCUCGGCCUCGUUAUCUGCCCUUGGAAGCUGCUCACCGGCGCGAGCGUUUUCCUCACGGUGCUCAGCUCGUUCUCGGUAUUCCUCGGGCCGUUGACGGGCGUGAUGGUAACCGACUACCUGCUCGUUCGAAAGUCGAAGCUGCGGCUGUCGCACCUGUACAUGCCCAACUCCGGGUCGAUCUACUACUUCACGCAUGGCGUCAACUUCCGCGCCGUCGUCUCGUGGACCUUCGGCGUCUGGCCGCUCAUGCCCGGCUUCAUCAACGCCGUAUCGCCGAGCCCGAUUGGUGUGUCCGAGUCGUGGACGCAAAUGUACGACCUCGCGUGGCCGCUCGGCUUCACACUGAGCGCGGUCAUCCACUACGGGCUCAGCAAGGCGUUCCCACCCGCUGAUCUGGGUUCGGUGGACGACCGCGACGUGUUCGGCACGUUCACCGAGCUGCCGGACUCCAUGCCCCCGGCCUACGUCGAUGGGAGCGACGUGGACACGGAGAGCAUGAAGAAGGCGAGUGUACGCGAAAUGACUGUAUAAGGGGCGGACGUCGAGGGUCGACGCGAUUUUCUGGGCCGAUCGCCUCCAUACGCGGCGGACGGUUCAUCGGCGUAGUGAGUUACGCCGGUCGAUCGGCCGUUGACCAGCGUUAUCAUGUUUCUUUUUUGUAUCUUCAUAGACGGCGUCGUAGUACUAGUCCUUUUUGACAUGUACCAACUAGCGCAGGGAUGGAAAUGUGUAUACCAUAAACAAC
Trametes versicolor FP-101664 SS1 is the source of this 2022-nucleotide messenger RNA. Its product is annotated as NCS1 nucleoside transporter family. Gene Ontology annotation, molecular function: nucleobase transmembrane transporter activity. Gene Ontology annotation, biological process: transmembrane transport; nucleobase transport. The coding region runs from base 135 to 1808 and encodes 557 amino acids. Gene Ontology annotation, cellular component: plasma membrane. The transcript is spliced from 7 exons. The record is from RefSeq and is a predicted model, not a curated record. Lineage: Eukaryota; Fungi; Basidiomycota; Agaricomycetes; Polyporales; Polyporaceae.